AUGUCCGGUAUACCACAUAAUACAUACCACGGCACGGACUCCGGUCCACUUCCUCCCAACGUCGGUAUGUCAUUCCCGGGCUCCUUUCCCUCGCCCAUGAUGUAUCCACCACCUCCAUACGGCUACCCCGAUCCCUUUGGCAAUAUAGGAUUUGGUCCACCCGGCUUCGCAGCCCCUCAAUAUCAUUUCCCCGGCACCCACCCCGCACCGCCACCUGUUGAUAAUAGUGAUAUGCCAGGAGUCAGCGUCAAGAAUCAAUUCGGCGGCGUCGGUGUUCCCUCUGGCUACAACUACCUCUUUCCCCCCUCCCACUGUCUGAUUCACGUUUUCGAAACCGGCUCAACUCCGCCCUGGCAAGCACUCACGCCACUCUACUCUCACGAUGCACGUAAUCAUAAAAAAUUCUUUGUUCCGGCUAAUAUGACGGUGAAGGAAAUGAUGCAACAGCUGGGAUGUGAUAAUAAGGAUGGGGAUAAGAAUGUUAUGACCGAGGUCACGGAGGCGGGUAAUGGGAAGUGGUUGAAGGGCAUGGUGUAUAAGGGGGUAAUAAGGAUAGGAUGA
This is a messenger RNA of Sclerotinia borealis F-4128, 561 nucleotides long. The record is from the annotation of a GenBank genome assembly. Lineage: Eukaryota; Fungi; Ascomycota; Leotiomycetes; Helotiales; Sclerotiniaceae.